Penicillium roqueforti is the source of this 507-nucleotide messenger RNA. RefSeq lists its product as uncharacterized. Lineage: Eukaryota; Fungi; Ascomycota; Eurotiomycetes; Eurotiales; Aspergillaceae. The record is from RefSeq and is a predicted model, not a curated record. The transcript is spliced from 4 exons. Bases 1 to 507 code for a protein of 168 amino acids.
AUGCCACUGCGUCUCACCCGCGUCAUUCAAAGCAAAGUCCCCGCUUUCCCCCACGCGCGGCAACCAUUCCUCCGCGUCCCGCCAUCACACUUCUUCUCCUCCUGCCCCUCAGCGUCGAUCAAACCUUCCCUUGUACCUAGAAAAUCAAUUCUAGCCUUCCAAGCCCGCAAUAUGUCUUCCGCCCCUGCUAAGCGAGAGUUCCUCUGCAUCCUGCCCGAUAAGCCCGGUGCGCAGGCGAAGCGUCUUGAGGUUCGCCCUAACCACCUCGAGGGCGUUAAGCCACACGUUGCGUCCGGCACAAUUGUUGCCGCUGGCGCAAUGCUCAAUGCUCACCCCGCCGAUGGCGAGACACCCUCCUUCAAGGGAAGCAUGGUGAUGGCUGUUGCGGAGAAUGAGGCCCAGGUCCUUGAGCUGCUUAACAAUGAUAUCUAUACCACUACUGGUGUGUGGGAUAUGGAGAAGGCGCAGAUUAUUCCGUUCAAGUCUGCUGUUCGUCAGGCUUUGUAA